AUGUCGGGGACCGUGGCUGACAUUGCGCUGGUGCACUGGAAGCAGCAGUGGCUGGAGAAUGGCACCUUGUACUUCCAUGUUUCCAUGAGCAGUGCUGAGCAGCUCUCCCGGGCCACCCCCCCGAGCCUCCAGGAGCCUUCGGAGAUCGUGGAGGAGCAGAUGCAUAUUCUUCAUAUCUCAGUCAUGGGUGGGCUGAUCGCGCUGCUGCUGCUCCUCCUGGUCUUCACGGUGGCUCUGUACGCCCAGCGGCGCUGGCACAAGCGGCGCCGCAUCCCGCAGAAAAGCGCCAGCACCGAGGCCACCCACGAGAUCCACUACAUCCCCUCGGUGCUGCUGGGCCCCCAGGCCCGCGAGAGCUUCCGCAACUCGCGCCUCCAGGCCCACAACUCGGUCAUCGGGGUCCCCAUCCGUGAGACCCCCAUCCUGGAUGACUACGAGGACGAGGAGGAGGAGGAGACGCCGCGGCGGGCAGAGCCCAGCACCAGGGAGGACGAGUUUGGCAGCCAAGUCACACGGACACUGGAGAGCCUGGGUCGGGGUGGGGAGGAGAAGCCUGACUACGAAAAGAAAGCAGCUCCCGAGGUGACGCAGGAGACAGUGGAGUCCCUGAUGCAGAAGUUCAAGGAGAGCUUCCGCACCAACACGCCCAUUGAGAUCGGGCAGCUCCAGCCCGCGCUGCGCAGCUCGGCCGUGGGGAGACGGAAACGCCGGAGCCGGCCCCGAGGUGGGAUUGGGUUUGGACGUGCCAAAGGAAAUUCUGGCUCGGAGGCAGAUGAUGAAACCCAGCUGACCUUCUACACGGAGCAGUAUCGGAGCCGGAGACGAAGCAAAGGUUCAAUGAAGAGCCCAGUCAACAAGACAGCGCUGACCCUGAUCGCAGUCAGCUCCUGUGUCCUGGCUGUGGUGUGUGGCUCCCAGCUCUCCUGCCCUCUGACUGUCAAGGUGACGCUCCAUGUGCCCGAGCACUUCAUCGCGGAUGGCAGCAGCUUUGUUGUGAGUGAGGGAAGCUACUUGGAUAUCUCUGACUGGCUUAAUCCAGCCAAGCUGUCCCUCUACUAUCAGAUCAAUGCCACAUCCCCCUGGGUGAGAGACCUCUGUGGACAGAGGACCACAGAUGCCUGUGAACAGCUGUGUGACCAAGAGACAGGAGAAUGCAGCUGCCACGAGGGCUACGCCCCAGACCCCGUCCAUCGCCACCUGUGUGUGCGCAGUGACUGGGGACACAGCGAGGGGCCGUCACUUGAGCGAGGAUACGACUUGGUCACAGGGGAGCAGGCACCAGAGAAGAUACUCAGGUCCACCUAUAGUUUGGGGCAAGGCCUGUGGCUUCCUGUCAGUAAGAGCUUCGUGGUUCCCCCCGUGGAGCUUUCUAUCAAUCCUCUUGCCAGCUGCAAGACAGAUGUUCUGGUGACGGAAGAUCCAGCAGAUGUCAGGGAAGAAGCAAUGCUGUCCACCUACUUUGAAACCAUCAAUGACUUGCUGUCCUCCUUUGGGCCAGUCCGAGACUGCUCCCGCAACAACGGUGGCUGCACCCGCAACUUCAAGUGCGUUUCUGACCGCCAGGUGGACUCAACAGGCUGUGUGUGCCCCGACGAGCUCCGACCCAUGAAGGAUGGCACCGGUUGCUACGACUACUCCAAAGGGAUUGACUGCUCAGAUGGCUUCAAUGGGGGCUGUGAGCAGCUCUGCCUGCAGCAGACCCUCCCUCUGCCCCACGACCCCUCCUCCAGCACCAUCUUCAUGUUCUGUGGGUGUGUGGAGGAAUACAAGCUGGCCCCAGAUGGGAAGUCCUGCCUGAUGCUGUCAGACAUCUGCGAGGGCCCCAAGUGCCUGAAGUCAGAUGCCAAGUUCAAUGACACUCUCUUUGGGGAGAUGCUUCAUGGCUAUAACAACAGGAGCCAGCAUGUCAACCAAGGGCAGGUCUUCCAGAUGACUUUCAGGGAGAAUAACUUCAUUAAGGACUUCCCCCAGCUGGCUGACGGCCUCCUGGUGAUCCCACUGCCUGUGGAGGAGCAGUGCCGUGGUGUCCUCUCAGAGCCCCUUCCUGACCUCCAGCUUCUCACAGGAGACAUCAAGUAUGACGAGGCCAUGGGUUACCCCAUGGUGCAGCACUGGCGGGUCAGGAGCAACCUGUACAGGGUGAAGCUCAGCUCCAUCACCCUUUCUGCAGGCUUUGCAAACAUCCUGAAGAUCCUGAACAAGGACAGCAGCAGGGAGGAGCUGCUCUCUUUCAUCCAGCAGUUUGGCUCCCACUACAUCGCAGAGGCACUGUAUGGCUCUGAGUUCAGCUGCACCAUCCACUUCCCCAGCAAGAAGGUCCAGCAGCAGCUCUGGCUCCAGUACCAAAAAGAAACAACCGAGCUUGGGAACAAGAAGGAGUUGAAAUCCAUGCCCUUCAUCACCUACCUCUCAGGCCUGCUGACAGCACAGAUGCUGUCGGAUGAUCACCUCAUCUCAGGUGUGGAGAUUCACUGCGAGGAGAAGGGACGCUGCCCAGCCACUUGUCACCUGUGCCGGCGCCCCGGCAAGGAGCAGCUCAGCCCCACACCAGUUCUGCUGGAGAUCAACAGAGUGGUGCCCCUGUAUGCUCUGAUCCAGGACAACGAUACCAGGGAGGCUUUCAGGGGAGCCCUGAUGAGCUCAUACUGGUGCUCGGGGAAAGGAGAUGUUAUCGAAGACUGGUGCAGGUGUGACCUCAACGCCUUCGAUGAGAACGGACUCCCAGACUGCAGCCCUCUUCCUCCUCCCAUCCUCAGGCUCUCCCCCAACGUGGAGCCCUCCAGCACUGUGGUGUCUCUGGAGUGGCUGGAUGUGCAACCUGCCAUUGGGACAAAGGUGUCUGACUACGUCCUGCAGCACAAGAAGGUGGAUGAGUACACAGACACAGACCUCUACACAG
Chaetura pelagica (chimney swift) is the source of this 2899-nucleotide messenger RNA. It is a transcript of the gene ASTN2, whose product is annotated as astrotactin 2. Lineage: Eukaryota; Metazoa; Chordata; Aves; Apodiformes; Apodidae. Gene Ontology annotation, biological process: neuron migration; neuron cell-cell adhesion. The record is from RefSeq and is a predicted model, not a curated record.